Dipodomys spectabilis (banner-tailed kangaroo rat) is the source of this 1345-nucleotide messenger RNA. It is a transcript of the gene Amdhd1, whose product is annotated as amidohydrolase domain containing 1. The transcript is spliced from 9 exons. The coding region runs from base 48 to 1331 and encodes 427 amino acids. Gene Ontology annotation, molecular function: imidazolonepropionase activity. Lineage: Eukaryota; Metazoa; Chordata; Mammalia; Rodentia; Heteromyidae. The record is from RefSeq and is a predicted model, not a curated record. Gene Ontology annotation, cellular component: cytoplasm.
GCCCAAGCGCGGCGGCCUCGCGCCCGGAGGAGAGCCGGGCCGGCGCCAUGGCGGGCGGCCACCGCCUGCUGCUGCUGGAGAACGCGCGCCAGGUGGUGCUGGUGUGCGCCCGGGGCGAGCGCUUUCUGGCCGGGGGCGCGCUGCGCAGCCUGGCGGUGCUGGAGGGCGCCAGCCUGGUGGUGGGCACUGAUGGGCUCAUAAAAGCUAUCGGUCCUGCUGAUGCUAUCCAGCGUCAGUUUUCUGAAGACACUUUUGAAGAAAGAAUUGAUUGUUCUGGGAAAUGUGUCCUACCAGGUUUGGUGGAUGCACAUACACAUCCUGUCUGGGCUGGAGAAAGAGUUCACGAGUUUGCAAUGAAGUUGGCAGGAGCCACCUACAUGGAGAUCCACCGGGCUGGAGGGGGCAUCCACUUCACGGUGGAGCGCACGCGCCAGGCGGCGGCGGAGGAGCUGUUCGGCGCCCUGCAGCGGCGGCUCCAGUGCAUGGUGCGGGCGGGCACCACGCUGGUGGAGUGCAAGAGCGGAUACGGCCUCGACCUGCCCACGGAGCUCAAGAUGCUGCGCGUGAUCGAGCGCGCCCGCCGGGAGCUGCCCAUCGGGAUCUCGGCCACCUACUGCGGGGCCCACGCAGUGCCCAAAGGGAAGACUGCCACUGAAGCUGCUGCUGACAUUGUCACUAGCCACCUCCCAAAGCUGCAGGAACUUGGCAGAAACGGGGAAAUACAGGUUGACAAUAUAGACGUGUUUUGUGAGGAGGGUGUCUUUGAUCUGGAUUCCACCAGAAGGAUUCUUCAGAGCGGGAAGGAGAUGGGGCUACAGAUUAACUUCCAUGGGGAUGAACUUCACCCCAUGAAGGCUGCGGAGCUGGGGGUUGAGCUGGGAGCCCAGGCCAUCAGCCACCUGGAAGAAGUGAGUGAUGAAGGGAUCACUGCCAUGGCCAAGGCCCAGUGCUCUGCUGUCCUCCUGCCCACCACGGCCUACAUGCUGAGGUUGAAGCAGCCUCGAGCCAGGAAGAUGUUAGAUGAGGGAGUGAUAGUCGCCCUGGGCAGUGAUUUCAACCCCAAUGCAUAUUGCUUUUCAAUGCCAAUGGUCAUGCAUCUAGCCUGUGUAAACAUGAGGAUGUCUAUGCCUGAGGCCUUGGCUGCUAGCACCAUCAACGCAGCCUAUGCACUGGGAAAAUCUCACAUGCAUGGAUCUCUGGAGGUUGGCAAACAGGGAGACAUCAUUAUCAUCAAUGCACCCAGAUGGGAGCAUUUGAUUUAUCAGUUUGGAGGCCAUCAUGAAUUAAUUGAGUAUGUUAUAACUAAAGGAAAAGUCAUCUAUAAAAAAUGAUAGAUCUGGAAGGA